GUUGAUAUUAGUACUAUUAAAUUAAAAGAUCUUAGAAGUAAUAUUACCAUCAUACCUCAGGAUCCCGUACUAUUUGAUGGCACUAUAAGAAGCAACUUGGACCCAUUCAAUGAACAUAGCGAUCUCACGUUAUGGAAUGCACUUCGUCGUGCACACUUAAUUGGCCUUACUUCUGAAAAGGAAGAAUCAGAAAAUACCCUUUCUAUUUCAGAACAAAAAAAUAACGUGAAAGAACAAAUAAUGCUUGACUCACCAGUCAAAGAAAAUGGAUCAAAUUUUUCUCAAGGCCAACAACAGCUGAUUGCAAUGGCCAGAGCGCUUGUUCGUCAGUCCAAAUUGAUUAUAAUGGAUGAAGCUACUGCUAGUAUAGAUUUUAAAACUGAUCAUCUAAUACAGACUACCAUUAGAGAAGAGUUUAAAGACAAUUCU
Molecule: messenger RNA, 429 nt
Organism: Dentiscutata heterogama
Lineage: Eukaryota; Fungi; Glomeromycota; Glomeromycetes; Diversisporales; Gigasporaceae
Source: the annotation of a GenBank genome assembly